AUGGGCACAGAUCCCGGGCCCCUUUUAGCAAAUUUGUUCUUGUACAAAUCAGAAUUUGAAUUUUUAGAUAAAAAUACAAAAAAAGUUGUAUUCAACAUGCAGAUCAUUAAUAACACCUUUCGUUACAUUAAUGAUCUAAUUACAAUAAAUGCUGAUGAUAAAUCCAAUCUGCAUCAAAUGUCCAUAUAUCCAUCGCAACUGACGUUGAACAGAGAAAAUGUGAGCGAUCAAAUCUCUACAUUUCUAGAUUUUGAAAUGGCUAUCGUUAGUGGUGUAAUACAAAUUGAACCGUAUGAUAAAAGAACAAAAUUCGGUUUUAAAAUUGUAAAUUACCCGGAUUUGAAUGGAAAUUUUCCGAAAAUGAUGGAUUAUGGUGUAGUUAUUAUACAAUCACAUGUCACAAAACUUUCGGUAGACAAAGACAAAAAAUUUUGUUAG
This is a messenger RNA of Didymodactylos carnosus, 438 nucleotides long. The record is from the annotation of a GenBank genome assembly. NCBI's taxonomy places the organism in Eukaryota, Metazoa, Rotifera, Eurotatoria, Philodinida, Philodinidae.